This is a messenger RNA of Ipomoea nil (Japanese morning glory), 1419 nucleotides long. RefSeq names its product UPF0496 protein At4g34320-like. Lineage: Eukaryota; Viridiplantae; Streptophyta; Magnoliopsida; Solanales; Convolvulaceae. The record is from RefSeq and is a predicted model, not a curated record. The transcript is spliced from 2 exons. The coding region runs from base 111 to 1232 and encodes 373 amino acids.
UCUCUGAAGUUUGGAUCUCUUCUGUGCUUCUGUUUCAUGGUUUUGCCUAUUUUACAACCUUAAGUUUAUCCAGUUCUAAUUUAGAGAUUAAAAGAAAAGAAAUUGAAAUCAUGGGAGGGCAGAGUAGCAAGAAGCCUGCUGAAACAUCGGCCUCUGGAAUUAACAAUCUGCAGUACAGAACAGAAAUGAUAAACUCAUAUGAAGCUGCUUGCAGGGUUGAUGUAGAUUUGCAUAAUUUUGAUUCAACUCUCCAAGUAAGAACCAACCAUGUCCUCAGUGCCCUUGCUGGAGGUGUUGAGGUGAGGGCGUUAUCGUUUGAUUCCUUAAAAGAAGUAACAGGAUGUCUGCUAGACAUGAAUCAAGAAGUGGUUAAGGUCAUCUUGGAAUGCAAGAAGGACAUCUGGAAAAACCAAGAACUCUUUGAGUUAGUUGAGGAGUACUUUGAGAACAGCCUGAAGACACUCGACUUCUGUGUCGAAUUGGAGAAGUGCUUGAAGCGAGCUCGAGAUAGGCAGCUGCUGAUCCAUGUUGCUCUCCAGGAAUUCGAGGCGGAGACUGGGGUUGAAGGGAAUAGCUAUGCCAGAACCCUGGAGGAGCUGAAGAACUUCAGAGAAGCUGGGGACCCUUUCACUGAAGAGUUCUUCCAGAUCUUCCAAUCCGUUUAUAUGCACCAAAUGCUAAUGCUCGAGAGGCUGCAAUCGAGAAAGAACAAACUCGACAAGAAGCUCAAGUACAUCCACGCCUGGAGAAAGGUCUCCAGCAUCAUCUUUGCUGCAGCAUUUGCAGCCGUUCUGAUCUGUGCAGUGGUGGCUGCUGCCGUGGCUGCCCCACCUGUUGCAGGCGCCCUGGCAGCCGCCUCUUCGGUCCCCAUCGGCUCAAUGGGUAAGUGGAUCGAUUCGCUUUUCAAGAACUAUGAAAUCGCCAUCAAAGGGCAGAAGGAAAUCAUCAACUCCAUGCAAGUGGGCAGUUAUGUGAGCAUCAAAGACUUGGACACCAUAAGGGUGCUGAUUGAUAGGCUGGAAGUAGAGAUAAAGUCCCUCCUGGAAAACGCGGAUUUCGCCAUUAACCACGAAGGGGCAGUGAAGAUUGCAAUCGAAGAGAUCAAGAAGAAGCUGGAUGUUUUCAUGAAGAAUGUUGAGGAUUUAGGGGUGCAGGCUGAUGUGUGUAGCAGGGAUAUUCGCAGAGCCAGGACUGUGAUUCUGCAAAGGAUCAUCAGACACCCCAACCAUUAAGGAUUCAUGCUGGAAACCUCAACCUCUCAAGUCUCAAACUAAACUAAACUGUGGUCCUCCUAGGCCCUAGCUAGCUUGUUUCAUGAAGAAUAAUAAUAAAAGGAUAUUGAAUUCAUUGAUUUGUAAUCUGUAAAGUAAUGUUCAUCUUUCCUGAACUAAUUUAUUAACAUGGAAUUUGAUUUAGAUA